Messenger RNA from Tachysurus fulvidraco (yellow catfish), 2318 nucleotides. It is a transcript of the gene tmed7, whose product is annotated as transmembrane p24 trafficking protein 7. The record is from RefSeq and is a predicted model, not a curated record. Lineage: Eukaryota; Metazoa; Chordata; Actinopteri; Siluriformes; Bagridae. Gene Ontology annotation, biological process: Golgi organization; endoplasmic reticulum to Golgi vesicle-mediated transport; intracellular protein transport. Bases 209 to 865 code for a protein of 218 amino acids. The transcript is spliced from 4 exons. Gene Ontology annotation, cellular component: endoplasmic reticulum-Golgi intermediate compartment; endoplasmic reticulum; Golgi apparatus.
GCGCAGCAAGCCUGCUAGUCGGUUUGUCCGAAUACGGGUAGCGAUAAAAUUACACCUUAGAUUCAGACGUGGACUAGUUACGUACACGUCACUACGUACGUACGUGCUAUGUCAUCGCCGCCGGUGCACUUCCUUCAUCCGGGUAGAAUAUUUGUUGUUGUAGGUGCAUCUGUGUGUCUUCUGAGACCUCAUCGCUCGGAAGUUAGCCAUGAUGCUCGGUGGCCGUUGGCUCAGUGUCCGUAUGUUGCUGCAGAUGUUGUGUGCACAGCUGCUGUGGGGUCGUGUGUGGGGCUCCGAGCUCACGUUUGAGCUUCUAGAUAACGCCAAGCAAUGUUUCUACGAGGACAUCACCAUCGGGACUAAGUGCACCCUGGAGUUUCAGGUUGUGACCGGGGGCCACUACGAUGUUGACUGUCGUCUGGAUGAUCCAGAAGGUACAGUUCUGUACAAAGAAAUGAAGAAGCAGUAUGACAGUUUCACAUUUACUGCUGCGAAAAAUGGAACGUACAAGUUCUGCUUCAGCAACGAGUUUUCCACCUUCACACACAAGACCGUCUACUUUGACUUUCAAGUCGGUGAUGACCCUCCGCUGUUCCCAAACGAAAACCGAGUGACCGCAUUAACUCAAAUGGAAUCUGCCUGCGUCUCCAUCCAUGAAGCCCUGAAGUCUGUGAUUGACUACCAGACUCAUUUCCGGCUGAGGGAGGCGCAAGGACGCAGCAGAGCAGAAGACCUGAACACCAGGGUGGCCUUCUGGUCCAUCGGGGAGGCAUUUAUUCUCCUUGUGGUCAGCAUCAGCCAGGUCGUGCUGCUCAGGAGCUUCUUUUCAGACAAGAAAACCACAACCACCCGUGUUGGAUCCUAACAUCUCCAAGUCACUAUUAUUUUUGAUCUCACACACACACACAAACACACACAAACACAUACACAAGGGACUAAAGGCUGCUGCCAUGGUUCAUUCUCCAAUUUUAGAACUGCAUACUUAAUGUUUAUUUAAAGAUGUAUCUGUUUGGCUUUACAUCUUUAAGGGUUAUGGAUGGAUAAACAUUCGUAUCCAUCAAACGAUAUAUUCAGUGCUAAGAAGAAAACCUCUUAAUUUAUUGUGUGGGUGUGUGUUUCAUUUUUACACUGCUUUCUUUAAUUUGUCAAGGCCUGGGAGAAGCUAUUUAACACACACUUAUAAAAUACUUUCAAAAACACUUUGGGAUAACACCAUUAUUCAAAACGGCAUUCAUUUUCAUUUCAGUUUAGUACUUAUGGUUGCAAGUGUUUUUUUUUUUUUUAAGUUAGUUUAUUUUUUUAUCUAACAUCAUGUGGGCUGGAGCUCUGCUGGUACAUUCUUAAAAGAGGCUAAUUUUGGACAGCUAUAUUCCUGUGCCAUAAUUAGCAUGUCUUUAAAUCCAUGAACAUCACAUUAAAGAUAAAUAAGCACCGACUUAAACGAUAAGAAAACACAAAUAAAAAAUAAACAAAUCAUUCACUGAUUUACAGACAUACAUUUAAAAAUGCUGAAACAUAACAGUGGCCAAUGAUAGUUUUCUCAGGUGAACAUCACAAAGUAUACACUCUGGACACUCCAGAUGGUUUAACUUUGAGCAACACGUGAUUAGGUUCCUGAUUGUGUAAAUGCACAGUUUUGAGUAUCCACUGAUCUGCAGUUUCAAACAAACCUGUCAUCAGGCACUGGUCAAAUGUGUUGGGAGCACCGAAAGCUUGAAACGGCAGGCUAGUUGGUCACAUUGUCUAAAAGUGAACAGAGACCCCAGUCUGGUUGGUUUGUUAGACAGAGUAAUUAAUCCAUUAAAAAUACGAGUGGCAUACAUCGUCUGAUUUUUUUUUUCUCGAAUUCCUCCAUCCAUUGGGUCGAUAAAAGAAAAAGCACCAAUUGGUUUAAGAAAUUGUGGUUGUAUUUAGCUUGUACAGAAACAUGUCUGUUGCUGUACUAAAUACUUGGGUAUUUUGUGGUGAAGAACAUAGUUUGUAGUGAUUGAUUUAGUUUAAUAAAAAUGAUUUCCCCCAGUAUUUCUGUCAGGUUAAGUGUGGAUUAAGUAGCAGAUUUAAAUUUGUAAAGCAUCAUGUUCACAGUUUUAUUUUUGUUUUUAAUUUCACAUGAACUGUAUUGUGUGUGCAAGCCUUGCCAGGGGUUUUCUUUUUCUUUAUGAUGUUCCUCCAUUUUCACUGUAUAUUUGAUUUUUGUCCAGUAAUCACAUUAUAUAUGGAUUUGUUCAGCUUUGACUAAUUGCCCUUGUACGUUUUUAUCACAUAAAGAGGGAAAAAGUGUGAGAGCUGGUGUACACAAUCAAUAAACCUGAAACAUA